Columba livia (rock pigeon) is the source of this 3976-nucleotide messenger RNA. It is a transcript of the gene LHX9, whose product is annotated as LIM homeobox 9. NCBI's taxonomy places the organism in Eukaryota, Metazoa, Chordata, Aves, Columbiformes, Columbidae. The transcript is spliced from 6 exons. The record is from RefSeq and is a predicted model, not a curated record. Gene Ontology annotation, cellular component: nucleus. Gene Ontology annotation, molecular function: RNA polymerase II transcription regulatory region sequence-specific DNA binding; DNA-binding transcription factor activity, RNA polymerase II-specific. Gene Ontology annotation, biological process: regulation of transcription by RNA polymerase II; neuron differentiation. Bases 232 to 1425 code for a protein of 397 amino acids.
UAGGAACAAGGAACAACCUCCAUCUACUGGCUGGAUCAUUGCGUCUCUUCUCCAUCCAAAACCCAUCCCUCAUCACUCAUUGAGGAGGGUACAAUUUUGGAAGAAGCUUCUAAGGUCUCAAGGAAGCCCUCGGUGCUUGUGCAAAGAGAAGCUCCUAUUGCAACCUCUCUCCCUGCGCUGUGCGCCUCGGUGUAAACAUUUUGGAUGAUCUAAAGACUCUGGGGUCUGUAUAUGGAAAUAGUGGGGUGCAGAGCAGAAGAAAAUACUUGUCCUUUCCGUCCCCCAGCCAUGCUUUUCCACGGGAUCUCCGGAGGCCAUAUCCAAGGAAUCAUGGAGGAGAUGGAGAGGCGAUCCAAGACCGAGUCCCGCCUGGCCAAAGGGGGACAGAUGAACGGCCGAGAAACGAACAUGCCCCCAAUGAGCCCCGAGAAGCCUGCUUUGUGUGCUGGUUGUGGAGGGAAGAUCUCAGACAGAUAUUACCUGCUGGCAGUUGACAAACAAUGGCACCUCAGGUGUCUUAAAUGCUGUGAAUGUAAACUGGCUUUGGAGUCAGAACUCACCUGCUUUGCCAAGGACGGCAGUAUUUACUGCAAGGAGGAUUACUACAGAAGGUUCUCCGUGCAGAGAUGUGCCCGCUGCCACCUUGGGAUCUCAGCCUCUGAAAUGGUCAUGAGAGCCAGGGAGUCGGUUUAUCACCUGAGCUGCUUCACCUGCACCACCUGCAACAAGACUCUGACCACGGGCGAUCACUUUGGCAUGAAGGACAACCUGGUGUACUGCAGGGCCCACUUCGAGUCCCUUUUGCAAGGAGAAUAUCCCCCUCAGCUGAGCUACACCGAGCUGGCUGCCAAGAGCGGAGGGCUGGCCCUGCCUUACUUCAACGGCACUGGCACCGUGCAGAAGGGGAGGCCUAGGAAAAGAAAAAGCCCUGCCUUGGGAGUGGACAUCGUCAACUACAACUCAGGCUGUAAUGAGAAUGAGGCAGAUCACCUGGACAGAGACCAGCAGCCUUACCCCCCAUCCCAGAAGACAAAGCGCAUGCGCACCUCCUUCAAACACCACCAGCUUCGUACCAUGAAGUCCUACUUUGCUAUCAACCACAACCCAGAUGCCAAGGACCUCAAGCAGCUUGCCCAGAAAACAGGCCUGACCAAGAGAGUUCUGCAGGUUUGGUUUCAAAACGCAAGAGCCAAAUUCAGAAGGAACCUUUUGCGGCAGGAGAAUGGGGGUGUCGAUAAAGCUGAUGGCACCUCACUUCCGGCACCGCCCUCCGCAGACAGCGGCGCACUCACUCCACCCGGCACUGCGACCACUUUAACAGACCUGACCAAUCCCACUAUCACUGUAGUGACAUCAGUGACCUCUAACUUGGACAGCCACGAAUCCGGGAGCCCCUCACAAACUACCUUAACGAACCUUUUCUAACAUUUCAUGAUUUUUUUUUUUUUUUUUUAAUUCUUACUCUUCUUCUUUAUUAUUAUUAUUAUAAUUAUUUUUAUUAUUUUCAAGCCUUUUUUUUUUUUUUAAACAAAUAACAAACCCACAGAAUAUUUGGGAAAAUAAACAGCUUGAUGUGUAGCAUCUGCAGCCACUUGGCAAAUGAGUUUGAAGUAAUAUGUUGCUAUAAUAAGUGAACAUUUAUUGUUGUUAAAUUGUACUCAAAUUUUUUAAAUUAGUCAACUGAAGAGAAGGUUACGAAUCAUUCUAAUAAGUGCCUCUUUAAAUUGUAUGUUACUUAUUUCCAGAACCUUGAAAAAAAGAUUGCUACCACAAAAAAAAAUAUUUUCCCUCCUUGAUAACCAGAUAAAAAUCCGUUUAAUUAUAGCCAAAAGAAUGCUGCUUCAGGAUUGUAUGUUCACUUACAGCAUUUACGAACCCUAAUUUUAACUUUAUAAUGCAUCUAAAAAUUUUGUACAAUUUAUUUUUUAUAUGUUGAAAAAUAAACAUGAAAUGAAUUAAACCAGUCAUUGAAACAGUCAGAGUGCAAGUGCCAGUGCUUUUUUCAAAUGCAUUAGUCACAAUCCUGAUCGUCUCUGAGCCUGGGGGAGUCUCGCUGGGAGCUGAACGCUCCUCUGCCUGUUCUCCCCUAGCUGGGGUGUCCCUGGCCACCGUCCCUGGCCACCAUCCCUGGCCACCGCUGGCAGCUGGGCCUGGCUGGGGGUGCGGGGAGAGGCCAGGUGGUGAGCGUGUGCCUGGCUGAGGGUGGCAGGAUCAGGCUCUUGGGCUCCAAAUUUGUGCCCUGUACAUUAAGGAGGCAAAAUCCAGAAAACAUCUUCCAGAAUGAGCUCAAUCCUAUAAGGAUAUUAAACUACUAACUGCAGAAUAACAACUGAAGUGAGGAGUCCCGCUGAUCUGAAAUAUCACAUAGGGAGGGCUUUCCGUUUUUGUCUCUCAAGUAGUUCUGAUGUGGAAUUAAAAAAGUGUGGCUGGCUACAUGGCGUUGAUGCCUUACCAUUAAAGCAAACAGAGGUUGUCCAGCUGCUUUAGUGAGCACGAAAAUUAUUUCCAAGAAGAUGCAUUUGUACUGUUAAAAUGAGUUUUGGAUAAUUAUUUUGUUUUUUUCCCAGGGAAAAUGGAAAUAAGCAAAAUAUAAUUUAUUAAGAUGUUUAAGGAAAAUGAUUUCAGUACAAUUUAUUCAUUACUAUUCUGAAUUUACUUUAGAUAUUUCCUGAGAUUGUGUCAGACACUUUGUUUAACAUAUGAACUUAGAAUCUUUAGCUCAUUAAUAUCGUUAACAAAUACUUUAAUUUUUUAAACUUUGUAUAAAAGAAAAAAAUGUCAGCAAAAAUUCUUACAAAAAUGGGAAUUGGCAGUGAACAAUUUUAAAGCAGAUAAACUCAGAAGCCUUGUGGAUGCUGAUCUGAAUGCAUUUCUUAGUUUACAAUAGUGACCUUUCUUUUUUUAAUUUUAUUUAAGCUAAAAGUCUGAAUGGUCUGGGCAGUGGUGAAUGUUCAUUUGUAUCCUUUUAUUGUAGUUGAACACCAAUUAGAUUGUGGAGAGUCUCAGAAACAAAACCGAAUAAAAACCAGUCAAGAUCUAUGUCUUGCUUUUAGUGGAUUGUUAAGAAUAACUUUGCACAUAUAUCCCACUUUUUAGACACCAUCAAAUCUCAUUUUUGAUGGUCAAAGUGGCUAUUUAAUAUAUUUUAAAGGUGUCCUUUUUGGCUGUAUAAAUGUGUGGUUACAUAUUGACAGUUCACUGCCCACAUUAAAGUGCAUUAUUGUAAUUUUUGCUCAGGGUUUUUUGAAAAUUAGCACAGAAAAGUAGCUUAUUUUUAAAAAAAAAGAUGAUGGAAGAGAUGUUAACACUGUAAUAGAAGAAAGGUGUGUUUGCCAUUAUAUAUUUAGCAAGUAUGGUUUUCAUCUUCUACGGAUAUUAAAUCUUGACUUUUCCUAUUUCUAUUACCUUAUGGGCAUUUACCACUAACCAGACCAAACGACCUUGGUAAGGCUGAGAUCUUUAUUAAUACACUUUUACAGGUAAAAAUAUUGAUACUUAUAAAUUUUGUUCUUUGACAGAACAAUAUAUGGUACUAGAGAUCUACUUUAUUAAGUAGACUAAUUAAAACUCAGUUCUACUAUGUGCCUUAUGAUAUACCUUGGGAGUAAGUUUGUGAAAAAUCAGGAUAUAUGUGUUGUUUGUUAAAUUAACUGUUUUAAGCCCUUUUGACACCUCACUAGUUUUGUACUGUUUUACCUCUUAUUUCUGAAACUCUUUUUAUGGUGUAUCCUGUUAGAGGGGACAAACAUGUCAUAGAAAGCAGUUGUGCACUCUUUCAGAUAUAGUUGAUAAAUCCAAUAAUCUUAUAUAUUGAGCUUCGUGUUUAUAGUACAGUAAGUGGUCUAGCAAAAUUGUCCAUGUUUCUUUGUUUAUUGAUAAAUGCAUUGUAUAGAAACUAUUCCCCCUAAAUAUUUAUGGACCAAACAGUUGUGAUAUAUCCUAUUAAAUUUGUGUGAAUAAACCAUUUUGAAUCUAA